This is a messenger RNA of Panicum hallii, 1737 nucleotides long. Its product is annotated as zinc finger protein ZAT4-like. The record is from RefSeq and is a predicted model, not a curated record. Bases 1 to 1737 code for a protein of 578 amino acids. NCBI's taxonomy places the organism in Eukaryota, Viridiplantae, Streptophyta, Magnoliopsida, Poales, Poaceae. The transcript has a single exon.
AUGCCGCCGUCCCCGUCACCGCCGCGGCUGCCGGGGCAGCCACCGGAGUUCAAGCACUUCUGCCGGGUAUGCAACAAGGGGUUCACGUGCGGCAGCGCGCUCGGCGGGCACAUGCGAGCCCACGGCGCCAGCGACGUCGACGGGUUCGGCGCCGACGACGACUCGCUCGGCGACGAGGCGUCCGCCGCGCGGUGCCGCGGCUCGGAUGAUCAGUGGGACGCGGUGGGGACAUCGUCGUCGGCGACGCACGCGUACGCGCUCCGGGCGAACCCGAACCGGCUGAUCAGGAGCUGCCAGGUGUGCAAGAACUGCGGGAAGGAAUUCACGUCGUGGGAGCUUUUUCUUCAGCAUGGCAAGUGCAACUCCGAGGACGAGGCGGACGAGGUGGGGGGUGGGUCCGGCUCGCUGCGCUCGUCGUCGCCCCCGUCCGACGCCGAUGGCGAGGAGGAUCCGGCGGUGGCGGCCGCGUGGUCAAAAGGGAAGCGUUCGCGCCGCGUCAAGCUGAUGAUCGGGGGAGAGGACCAUUCAUCCAUGGCGUCGUCUCGACAGGAAACGUCAGGAGAGGAGGAGGACCUUGCCAAUUGCCUUGUCAUGCUCUCCUCAUCGAACGUUGGCCAGACAACAGUUGUCCACACCGACAAGCAGGAGCGGCGCGCAUCGACUGCUAAGGAAGGUGACGGAUCAGGACCGGCAUUGCAAUUGCAGCCGAUCUCCUUUUUCGUCCCACCACCGGAGCCGAUUGUGGCAUUGCCCUCAGCAGUGGCGCCGCCGCCACAAUACAUCACGCCCUCAUCACGCAACGUAUUCGAGUGCAAGGCCUGCAAGAAGGUGUUCACCUCGCACCAAGCUCUCGGCGGGCACCGAGCCAGCCAUAAGAAAGUAAAAGGUUGUUUCGCGGCCAAGUUCGAAAGCAAUGCCAGUGAGCCAACACGCCACUCAGCCCUAGGUGAUUCCAACAAUAUCACCGGCAAGGGUGCGAUCGUGGAUGAAGUCAAUACAGGCGUGAACACGGAGGCUAAGACAAGUAUUUAUGCUGCUACUAGUGAUCUUGACACCAAGGCAAGGACAAGUGAGGUAGCAGCAUCACUAUCAAUGUCGCUCGCGCCCGUUGGACACAACUCACCGGUCGCUGCGCUCACCGUCGCAGCACCAUGUAAGAAGAACUCCAAGAUGCACGAGUGCUCUGUGUGCCACCGCUUGUUCACCUCCGGGCAGGCACUCGGAGGUCACAAGCGAUGCCACUGGCUGACCUCGAGCACGGCGGACCCCUGCAACUCGGUGGCUAACAUGAUCCCACCUCUAACUGAAGACAUCAUCGGUGUAGUCAGGCACCAGCUUACCCUCCGACAAAUGGUGGACGCGCCGGAGCCGGCGCUCGACCUCACCAUCGCAGCGAACCCAGCAGCACUAGCAGCUUCCGUGGCGCGACCCGAGGCCGGAAGCAGCUCUUUCCAUCUUGAACCUCUAGCACCGGUACAUUUACAGCCACUGGCCGUCGCGGUACCUAGUACUGGAAGCCACCGAAAAAAGACUACAGCGACAAGCAGCCACCACGGCGCCGACAAGGUCGCGGAGGACGACGAGGCGGACAGCACCACAGCCAAGAGAGCUAAGCUCAGCGAUCUCAAGGAUGUGGUGAGCAUGGACGGGGAGCCCACGGGGCCAUGGCUUCAGGUUGGCAUUGGCUCCUCAUCGGCCGGAGGGGAUGACAAGAGCCGGGAGUCAGCUAUUAAUUAA